This is a messenger RNA of Cucurbita maxima (winter squash), 835 nucleotides long. RefSeq names its product LOB domain-containing protein 39-like. The transcript has 2 exons. Gene Ontology annotation, biological process: regulation of gene expression. Lineage: Eukaryota; Viridiplantae; Streptophyta; Magnoliopsida; Cucurbitales; Cucurbitaceae. Bases 127 to 720 code for a protein of 197 amino acids. The record is from RefSeq and is a predicted model, not a curated record.
CGCCAUUCCCAACACACUCCCCGCCCUCCUCAAAUCCUUGUUGUUGUCAUUAUUAUUAUAUAAUUAUUCCCUCUUCUAUUGCUUCUGUGUAAAGGAACCUGUUUUAUUCCCAAUUCAAGGCGAAGGAUGAGUUGCAGCGGCUGCAGAGUGCUUCGAAAGGGCUGCAACGAAGCUUGCGUUCUAAGGUCCAGUCUCCACUGGAUUCAUUCGCCGGAAGCCCAAGCCAACGCCACCUUGUUUCUCGCUAAAUUCUUCGGCCGUAGUGAUCUCUUGUCCUUCAUCGCCGCCGUCCCCCAUCAUCAAAGACCGGCUCUGUUUCAGUCUCUGUUAUUCGAGGCUUGCGGCCGCACCGUCAACCCAGUUAGCGGCGCCGUUGGUCUCUUCUCCAGCGGGAACUGGCACGUCUGUCAGCUGGCGGCGGACACCGUUCUCAGCGGCGGAGUUCUCCGCCCCAUACCCGGAAUCGAACUUUCGGGAAAUCCCACGCGCAACCUCGAUGAUUCCUCCCUUACUUUCAAUACCGAUGUCUGGACCACCACCGCACAAAAUCUUCAACUCUACCCAUCCAGUCCGUCGGAUUUCCGGUGUCUCCCUGAUCUCGCCGUCGCCGCCAGAACAGCGAAGAAUCGGCGGUCUCUAGAUUCCGAAGACUCGAUCAUGACCAGCUUCGGAAGCGGUGACCGGCGGAAACAGAGGAAGCUUUUAAAUUUAUUCAUCUGAAAAAGAGAGGGAGAGAUUAUUGGAAUUUUGUUUUUGAGUUUAGUAGCGCUAUGGCGGUGCUAUAGAGAUGACGACAGCGAAUAAUCCAUUGAGAUUUAAUAAUCAGUUCGUCACA